This is a messenger RNA of Drosophila mauritiana, 3508 nucleotides long. RefSeq names its product fibrillin-2 (gene eater). The coding region runs from base 27 to 3446 and encodes 1139 amino acids. The record is from RefSeq and is a predicted model, not a curated record. The transcript has 4 exons. Lineage: Eukaryota; Metazoa; Arthropoda; Insecta; Diptera; Drosophilidae.
GCGUCGGUUGAAUACUUAAAGACACCAUGCGGAUUUGUAGAAUAACAAUAUAUUCCCUGCUCCUCGGACUCGGUGCGGCUCAGAUCUGUAAUAUUAUUGUUACUAGGAAAAAUAAAGGAACUGCUGUGAACGUUCAAACGAAGGAUUGCUGCAAGGGUUACAAAAAAGUAAGGAGCUCCCCACUCAGAUGUCUUGCACAAUGCAAAGUGAAUUGCGUAAGUGGCUUUUGCACGAAACCAAAUGUCUGCACCUGCCGGAAAGGAUAUGUCAACCUAAAUAACGAUCCAUCUAACCGAUGUGUGCCCUACUGCAAGGGCUGCAGUCGAGGAACCUGCCAAUCUCCUGGCCGCUGUAUCUGUUCCGCGCGCCAUCUGCUGGACAAAAAGACAAACAACUGCAUACCCCAAUGUGCCAGUGGUUGUCCCAAUGGGACUUGUAUAACACCCAACCAAUGUAGUUGCAAUAAAGGAUACCAGCUGAAUGCAACCACUCAGGUGUGUCUGCCAACAUGCAAGGAUAACUGCAAGGCAGCCAAUGGCUUCUGUGCGGCUCCGAAUCGCUGCGAGUGCAAUCCAGGUUUCAUUCCCAAGCCAAAGUCCAAAUCGUUUGAGUGUCAGCCGAAAUGCAAAAAUGGCUGUAGCAACGGAGUUUGCCGGGCUCCCGACAAAUGCGAGUGCAACAAAUUCUACAAAAAGGACAUCGAUGGGAACUGCGCUCCAGUCUGCGAAGACGGAUGCGUGAAUGGAAACUGCACUGCCCCGGACGUCUGUCAAUGUCUGCCGGGAUAUACGAAAAUAGGGCACAAUGUCUGCUUGGCCGUUUGUCCCGAUGGUUGCCAGAACGGAGUCUGCGUGGCGCCCAACGAGUGCUCCUGCAAUGCCGGAUACACGAAGCUGGAAGGUGUCUGCACUCCUGUUUGCACGGAUGGAUGCGUGAACGGAUUCUGUGCUUCUCCAGAAAAGUGUUCCUGCAAUGAUGGAUACGAAAUGGACAGUGAAAACGGAUGUUCUCCAAUUUGCCCAGGUGGAUGCAAGAACGGUUUCUGUGUUGCCCCAGGAAAGUGUUCCUGUUAUGAAGGAUACAGCAUGGAAACAGAAAACAGUUGUAAACCAAUUUGCUCAGAAGGAUGUGAGAACGGAUUCUGUGAUGCCCCAGAAAAGUGUUCCUGCCAUGAUGGAUAUGAAAUGGACGGUGAAAACAGAUGUUCUCCAGUUUGCUCAGGUGGAUGCAAGAACGGAUUCUGUGUUGCCCCAGGAAAGUGUUCCUGUUAUGAAGGAUACAGCAUGGAAACAGAAAACAGUUGUACACCAAUUUGCUCCAGAGGAUGUGAGAACGGAUUCUGUGAUGCUCCAGAAGAGUGUUCCUGCAAUGACGGAUAUGAAAUGGACAGUGAGAACAGAUGUUCUCCAGUUUGCUCAGGUGGAUGCAAGAACGGAUUCUGUGUUGCCCCAGGAAAGUGUUCCUGUUAUGAAGGAUACAGCAUGGAAACAGAAAACAGUUGUACACCAAUUUGCUCCAGAGGAUGUGAGAACGGAUUCUGUGAUGCUCCAGAAAAGUGCUCCUGCUAUGAUGGAUAUGCAAUGGACGGUGAAAACAUAUGUUCUCCAAUUUGCCCAGGUGGAUGCAAGAACGGAUUCUGUGUUGCCCCAGGAAAGUGUUCCUGUUAUGAAGGAUACAGCAUGGAAACAGAUAACAGUUGUAAACCAAUUUGCUCAGAAGGAUGUGAGAAUGGAUUCUGUGAUGCCCCAGAAAAGUGUUCCUGCUAUGAUGGAUAUGAAAUGGACGGUGAAAACAGAUGUUCUCCAGUUUGCCCAGGUGGAUGCAAGAACGGUUUCUGUGUUGCCCCAGGAAAGUGUUCCUGUUAUGAAGGAUACAGCAUGGAAACAGAAAACAGUUGUAAACCAAUUUGCUCAGAAGGAUGUGAGAACGGAUUCUGUGAUGCCCCAGAAAAGUGUUCCUGCCAUGAUGGAUAUGAAAUGGACGGUGAAAACAGAUGUUCUCCAGUUUGCUCAGGUGGAUGCAAGAACGGAUUCUGUGUUGCCCCAGGAAAGUGUUCCUGUUAUGAAGGAUACAGCAUGGAAACAGAAAACAGUUGUAAACCAAUUUGCUCAGAAGGAUGUGAGAACGGAUUCUGUGCUUCUCCAGAAAAGUGCUCCUGCUAUGAUGGAUAUGAAAUGGACAGUGAAAACAGAUGUUCUCCAGUUUGCUCAGGUGGAUGCAAGAACGGAUUCUGUGUUGCCCCAGGAAAGUGUUCCUGUGAUCAAGGAUAUAGCAUGGAAACAGAAAACAGUUGUACACCAAUCUGCUCCAGAGGAUGUGAGAACGGAUUCUGUGAUGCCCCAGAAAAGUGUUCCUGCUAUGAUGGAUAUGAAAUGGACGGUGAAAACAGAUGUUCUCCAGUUUGCUCAGGUGGAUGCAAGAACGGAUUCUGUGUUGCCCCAGGAAAGUGUUCCUGUGAUGAAGGAUACAGCAUGGAAACAGAAAACAGUUGUACACCAAUCUGCUCCAGAGGAUGCGAGAACGGAUUCUGUGAUGCCCCAGAAAAGUGUUCCUGCAAUGAUGGAUAUGAAAUGGACGGUGAAAACAGAUGUUCUCCAAUUUGCCCAGGUGGAUGCAAGAACGGAUUCUGUGUUGCCCCAGGAAAGUGUUCCUGUGAUGAAGGAUACAGCAUGGAAACAGAAAACAGAUGUACACCAAUCUGCUCCAGAGGAUGCGAGAACGGAUUCUGUGAUGCCCCAGAAAAGUGUUCCUGCAAUGAUGGAUAUGAAAUGGACGGUGAAAACAGAUGUUCUCCAAUUUGCCCAGGUGGAUGCAAGAACGGUUUCUGUGUUGCCCCAGGAAAGUGUUCCUGCAAUGAAGGAUACAGCAAUGAAACGGAAAUCAGUUGUGCACCUUUUUGUAAGGACGGAUGUGUCAACGGGCUUUGUGUUUCUCCAGAUGUUUGCAAGUGCGAUGACGGAUAUAUUUUUGUUGAAGAAAGUAAAAGUUGCCAGCUUGAGAGGAAGCUACAUGGGCAUUCAGAUUGUGAUCAGAACUGCCGAAAUGGAACCUGCGUCGAAGGAACAUGUACUUGCAGUGAAGAAUAUAAGCUGCACAGGAAUGAGGACGACAACAAUUUGAUCUGUCUUCCGAUUUGCGAGCCCGAGUGCCUCAAUGGAUUCUGCGAAUUUCCGGGGUCUUGUGUCUGCUGGGAUGGUGAGAGUCCGAUAGAUGGAUACUCAUGCCAAUCUAUGGAUUCAAUUGGGUCCCUUACACGCCAGGAAAAGAAUUUAAGACACUUGAAGUGGGUAUUUAUAACGAUUGGUGCAAUGGCCUUCAUCUUGGCUAUAAUAGUCGCCAUGCUGAUGACCUAUAUAUUUAAGAAACGCUCGUAUCACGUGGACAAGAAUGAGAGGGAGUUCGGUGUAUAUUUCUCUCCCAAAAGGGUUGAUAUCAUUCGAGCCUGAGCUUCAACGGCAAGACAGCAAUAUUCUCAUUAUAUAAUAAAGCUUACUGAUAAAAUGAAAAA